ACACUCUGUCUUUUACAUAAACUAUCCAUCUGGUUGCAGAGGAUGGAACCUCUUGUUGUCCGCUAGUUGACAUUGCUUCGGCCUUUUUUCAGCAGUUGGGUUGUAUAAAUACACAGAAAAUUCGGUGUCUUGAUCAAUACAAACUACAAAGUGAAGAUGGGUAUGAAUAAAAGUUGCGUAAUUUGUUUGUGGGUAGCGUUGGUUUUUGUUGCAGAUGGACGGGUGUUACUGUUGAAGAACAAACCUGACCGUCAUAAUGCUGCUGCCACUGCCCGUUGGCUUGUUUCUCAGAAUUCUUGGGGCGUUUUGAAUACCAUAUCAGCGGAUUUGGGAGGAGCGCCUUUUGGGAAUGUUGUAUCAUUUAGUGAUGGGAUACCCAAUGAUGGAAAUGGCAUUCCGUAUUUCUAUUUGACUACCCUAGACCCAACUGCAAGGAAUGCAAUGAAAGAUCAGAGGUCUUCGCUUACAAUCAGUGAAUACACUUUAGGAACGUGUGGCAAGAAAGACCCUGAGAAUCCCAGUUGUGCGAAAAUUACACUGACCGGAAAGUUGAAAUUGCUCGAGGAAAACUCUAAAGAAGCAGAAUUUGCUCGAAAUGCGCUGUUUACCAAACAUCCCGAGAUGCCAGGCUGGCCUAAGGAUCACCACUUCCACUUCUUUAAAUUAGAUAUUGAAGAUAUAUUUAUGAUCAAUUGGUUUGGUGGCCCUAAACCUAUCACAUUGGACGAGUACUUCCAUCAGAAACUGAACACUGCUUCCAUUCUUUGAACACACUUGUGAUGGCUCUUCCUAUUGCAAACUGGACAUAAAUGUAAAAUAGUGUAUGAAAAUGAAUAUCCACUGUAAAUAAGAUGAAACAAUGUUUCUGUAAUUUGAUUUCUGUAAUUGUAUUACCUUUUUUUAGUCUAUUGUCUGCUAAAAAAAGCAGAAAUAAAUGAGAUUGUUAAUUCAUCAUUCACGUUCAAGUUCUAUUUGAACGCAAUGACAGACUUUUUAUGCUUA
Molecule: messenger RNA, 1002 nt
Organism: Mercurialis annua (annual mercury)
Lineage: Eukaryota; Viridiplantae; Streptophyta; Magnoliopsida; Malpighiales; Euphorbiaceae
Exons: 6
Coding region: 157-768 (203 amino acids)
Source: RefSeq, a predicted model, not a curated record